This is a messenger RNA of Naegleria gruberi, 1290 nucleotides long. RefSeq lists its product as uncharacterized. NCBI's taxonomy places the organism in Eukaryota, Heterolobosea, Eutetramitea, Acrasida, Naegleriidae. The record is from RefSeq and is a predicted model, not a curated record. The transcript is spliced from 4 exons. Bases 1 to 1290 code for a protein of 429 amino acids.
AUGAGCACAAUUCAAGAUACCUUCGGAGGUGGUAGUAGCAUGGAUGAUCUUUCAUCAUUUGGCUCCUCUUACACAACAGGUUAUGAUUCUUCACGAGGAUCAACGAUUGGAAAUGUUAUAUUGAAGGAUAUUGUUUCAUUUAUAAUUUCGGAUAUGAAUUUAAUUAAUCAUGGAAAUGUUACACAUAAUCAGACGAAGGGAGGAAUUAAUUGGGAGCAAGCGCCUCAGGGAGCAAUGACUGCUAUUGCAGCUAUUGUGAGUUUGAUCUGGCUGUGUUUUAGCUUGAAGGGAAUAUUUAAAAAUCAAAUUAGUUUACAAAGAAAGCUUUUUUCAAUGAUUUUGGGUACUUGUACUAUUAGAACAGCUCAAUCCCUUAUUUUCAAUCAAAUUUGUUUUAGACAUAAUAGAGAUGCCGAGAUUUGUCCUACAAUUUCAAAGGUGUCUCAAAUUUUAGAUAUUUAUGCUAGCUCGUUCAAUUUUGUAAUUUAUCUUAUUUUGGGCCUCUAUUGGGCUGAACAGUACUUUACAUUGAAGAGGAUUCAAGAUGAUAAUUAUAGUUUCUCCAAUUCUCAAUCUGAAGUUUCCACAUCUGUAAAUUCCACCUACUUUUUGAAAGUGAGAAGGGUUAUCAAUAUUGCAUUUUGGAUUCUUUCAAUAUUUUCUUUCUUAUUUGUUACACCAUUUGCUGUCUUGAUUGUUGCUAUGGAUCACAAAGGAUUUGGAUAUUCAACAGUUGCCUAUCAAGUUUCAAGAUUGGUAAUUAGAUUAGUGUUAUCAUGGGGAGUGUGUUUGACACUUGUGGUUUUUGGAGUACUCGUUUUUAAUUUGUAUAGAAGAAGUAAGCUAUCCAACUCUGAACUUUCUUCAAGGAAUAUUCAAAAGGUGGCCAUUAUUACCAUUGUGUGUACUACAGCUUACUUCUUCCUAUCAAUCACUAAUAUUGUAACAACUAUUGAAUGGGAGUGGUACCAAAGUUUUGAACAUGCCUAUGUCUUUUAUAUUGUAUUUGCCCUUAUUGAGCUAUUUGCAAACACAAUUUUACUACUUUUCCUUCCUCCAAAGCCAAUUGUCAUGGCUCUUGCUAACCUUUUUUCAUUUUGUAGAAGAAAUGUUCCAGAAGAGGAGGGAUUUGCUGUACGAAAUAAGUUAUUUUAUGAUAAUAUUGUUACACUCGAUGAUGAUUCCUAUCACAUGGACUUUGAACAUACAGAAGAUGAUUUCAGCGAGCAUGCAGAAGAAACCUCAUCUAUUAUCAAUAAUAAUUUUGCAAAUAGAAAGGCAAAAAAUUAA